Messenger RNA from Rhizopus microsporus ATCC 52813, 1398 nucleotides. RefSeq lists its product as uncharacterized. The transcript is spliced from 5 exons. Gene Ontology annotation, cellular component: BRCA1-A complex; plasma membrane; BRCA1-BARD1 complex. Bases 1 to 1398 code for a protein of 465 amino acids. NCBI's taxonomy places the organism in Eukaryota, Fungi, Mucoromycota, Mucoromycetes, Mucorales, Rhizopodaceae. Gene Ontology annotation, molecular function: ubiquitin-protein transferase activity. The record is from RefSeq and is a predicted model, not a curated record. Gene Ontology annotation, biological process: negative regulation of fatty acid biosynthetic process; positive regulation of transcription by RNA polymerase II; double-strand break repair via homologous recombination.
AUGCUUUCUUCUUUAAUAAAUAUUGAACAGCAAUUGAAAUGCGAUAUUUGUUCCUUUGUAUUCAAUCAAUGUACUGCAAUUGAAGAAUGCGGACAUCGCUUUUGUUUAGAAUGCAUCACUGAGAAACUACGCCAAACUUCAGAAUGUCCUAUUUGUAAAGUGCCUACACAAUCAAAUGAUCUGCACAGAGAUUACUUGCAGGAUAAUCUAGUAGAUUAUCUUGAUCAAUUAAAAAAGCUUUCACUCAACCACACGCUCACUCCACUUGAACUCUCAUAUCAGACAAGAAGCGAAACCGAAGAGGAGCCUAGUUUGACCGAUCUGAUAGGAAAGCGAAAAAAGUCCCCUGAUUCUUCUCCACGUAAAAGACAGGCUACAGACCAAGAUAUUGACGCGCUUUUGGAGAGCGUAGUAAAAGAGAAUCCAGUACAAGAACACGAUGUCUUGGUCGAUAAAGGUGACGAUGCAAAGGAUCAGACUAAAAAUGAAGCAAACAACAGUGACACACAAUGGCAGUGUUCUGAUUGCCAGUUUGAUAACCCUAUCUACGUGCAGACAUGUGGUGUUUGUCGAAAGCCCAAGAAUAUGCCUGUCAUCCAGAGCACGAGAACACAUUCUGUACCAAAUGCUGCAAGUGUCAAUAAGGACCUUGAAGCACAGAGUUAUAUGCCAACAGUGGCUGCUGACAAUGAACCAGAGAGUGCUACUAUAGCACCUGACAAGGCUCAGAGUACAGAAAAUAAUAAGCGAAAAGAGGCUCAUGUUAUGUAUACAGGUCUAUCAUCUGAAGAUGAAGAGACGCUCAGCAAGCUGGUCAAUAACAAAAGGGAUACAAAAUUGAAAAUCUUUGUUCAUUUUAAAAUGAGAGAUUUUCAUGACGUGACGCACAUCAUUACAAGCGUAGACAAUAAAAGGCUAUGUAAAAGAACAUUCAAGUACCUUCAGGGUGUUCUUGAGGGGAAAUGGAUAGUGACACCUGCAUGGUUGAUUGAUAGUAUACAUGCAGAUCGAUGGUUGCCUGAAGAUACUUAUGAGGUUAAAGGAGAUCAUGUGACAGGAAUAACGCAAGCUCCAAUUAAAGGAAGAGAGAGAGUUCAACAAGAUAAAGAGCCGCUCUUUAAUGGAAUGAAAUUUUACUUCUUCGGUGAUUUUACGGGAAAGCACAACAAGAAUGAUUUACUUUUGCUCUGUCGAGCAGGAGGAGGAAAGAUAUUGAACCGUAAACCAAACGGACUGGGACAACGUGUAGAUCCUGAUAUUGACCCAUUAGACCGUAAUGAACCCAUUGUAAUUAUGUGUACAGGCAAAAAGAAAUCAACCAAUCAAUGGCUUUAUGAAUCCCAAGUAAGAGAUCCAUCAUGGAUUAUCGAAUGUAUAAGCAAACUAUCGAUUGUUUAA